AUUUUGUUUUUUUUCGCCUGCAGCGCAAUGUGCUCAUUUAUAUAUGUCACUUCGCAUUUUAGCAAUAAUAUUUGUUUUAGUAAAUAGAAAAUCAAGUAAUUUGAAUGAAGAUGUAAAUAAUGGAACAAACCACAAAACCUGUUAACUGCAGAGUUUGCCUGCGUUAUGAUUUAGAGAAACAAAUAUUCUUUUUUGUGUUUGAGAAAUACAAUGAUGCUUUAAUAUCAGACAGAAUUAAAUAUGUGACGAAUAUUGAUGUAAAAGAAAACGAUGGAUACCCAGAGUUAAUAUGUCCAGAAUGCUUAUUGCAACUUGAAUCUGCUGUCGACUUCAAACAGAAGUUUGAGACCUCGGAUAAGAUUCUGCGCGCCCUUGUAAAUAAACCUAAACCAUUGAAGGUGCCAGUUCCUAGUGUAGUUAAUGGAUUGCUUGAGAUAGCCGAAGUAGGGAGCCCAGAUGUAUUCGAAAAUGAAGUUAUAGAACCUGUAGCAAUAGGCAGUGACACAGAAGAAAAUACCACCAAGAAAAACAAACCCAUUCAAGUGAAGUUAAUAUGUGAUGACUGUGGAGAGAGUUUCAAGAGUAAAUGCAAGUUAGCUGUACACUGGAGGAAAGUACACCAACCGGAAAAGUUAAUUUGUCAGAAAUGCAAACGAGUUUUUAAAUCAUUUAAAGCUUAUAAUGUUCAUAUCAAAACACAGUCUCGCAGCUGCAGAGUCGCCGACAAAAUCCGCGUCGAAGGACUGGGCCGGGACCGGGUGUUUCACUGUCUUGAGUGUACAUACAGUACAAAACGUAUCAAGGAUAUGGAUGCACAUUUGACAACACACACAGGUGAUAGACGGUUCCACUGCCGCGACUGCCCCAAGUCUUUCACACAACAUAGUUCCCUACAAGGCCACAGAGAGGCUUAUCACAAAGAUUACAAAGUUGAAACAACAUGCCAUGUCUGCGGUAAACAUAUACAAGGAAGAAGUAAAUAUUACAAACACUUGCGGAUACACAGGCCAAAAUCAGUUCAGUGUGAGAUAUGUAAGAAAAUGUUUAAAUGUCGUACGAAUUUGAAUACUCACAUGAAACGCCACAGCGGUGUGAGAAGCUAUAUCUGUGAGAUUUGCCCUGCUAACUUUUUCACGCUCGGAGAACUCUGUAAUCACAGAAGACGAGUACAUCAAAAGGCUAAGAAAUAUCAUUGUGAUAUAUGCGAAUAUAGUUCUUACACUGAGGCUUCACUGAAAACACAUAAAGCACGGCACACACUGAGUAAUGUUGCUUGUUUGACAUGCGGAAUGUUUCUUGAAAAUGCUGAAAAGUUAGAAAUACAUCAGAAGCGGCAUGUUGAAAAGAACUACCAGUGCCCACACUGCGACAAAAAGUUCUUCGCAAAGGAUUCCAUACAUAGGCACAUUAUGAAGCAUCACAGCACAGAAAUGACCAUGAUGCCAUUAGGUAAAAUUAAAGCUGAAAAGGAAAAAGCAGAAAAUUCUAUGAACAUUAAACAAGAGUGUAAAUUGGAAAAUAAAUAUGAUCAUGUUAUAACAUUGUCACCAUAACUAGUUAAUAUCUUUAAUAGGAAAGUCGACUGGGUAUAAAAGGAAAAAAUCUAAUUAGUCCCUCAGUUAGAUAAUUGAAAAGUAUGCACGCA
Messenger RNA from Trichoplusia ni (cabbage looper), 1645 nucleotides. Its product is annotated as zinc finger protein 665-like. The transcript has a single exon. NCBI's taxonomy places the organism in Eukaryota, Metazoa, Arthropoda, Insecta, Lepidoptera, Noctuidae. Gene Ontology annotation, biological process: regulation of transcription by RNA polymerase II. The coding region runs from base 120 to 1553 and encodes 477 amino acids. Gene Ontology annotation, molecular function: RNA polymerase II transcription regulatory region sequence-specific DNA binding; DNA-binding transcription factor activity, RNA polymerase II-specific; zinc ion binding. The record is from RefSeq and is a predicted model, not a curated record. Gene Ontology annotation, cellular component: nucleus.